AUGAGUACCAAGUUUUUUUUUGAUCUAUUUAAGGGGAAUGACAAACAGCAAAACGAAAAUGGCUUUUCAGACUUACUUGAUAUGAUGAACGAGGUAUCGAAAAAGUUACCUACGGCAAACAAGAAUAAUUAGGUCUAAGAAUAAACAAAUUAAUAUAAAACAGAUAUGACAAUAUAGUAGCAGUAGUAGUAGUAGGAAACAAAUCAAGUUGCUGAUUUCGAUAUUAAUGAAGACGAUUUAAAUGAUGGAUGGGGAGACAAUUUUUCUGACCCUGAAGAGGAAGAAGAUAAUUAAAAUGAAGGAAAUGGAAAUUAAAGCAAUAAUUAAGUUGAUUUUAGUGAUCUUUUAAAAGGUUAAAACCCUUCAAGAUAGUAGAUUCAGCAUGCAAAUAAAGGCGGAUAGUAAAAGAAAGACGAACUAGACGUUGUUGAAGAGGAAAGCAAUAAUUGUGACGAGAGUUAAAUUUAGAAUUAGAUAAGAGAAUAUUAAAAUAAUUCUAAGAAUAACUAUGAUUCUUUGAACAUUAAUGAUGGUUUUUAAUAAUAGUUUCAGCAGAAAUAAGUAAAUGAAAAAAUGCAAGGAUUUGGUGGAGCUAAGCAAAGUUAGUCGCAGAAUGCAUUCAAUUAGGAAAAGAAAGUUUAAAAAGAUAAUUUAUUUUAAGAAUAGCAGGAGAAAAAGCAAAAUGAUUAGAAGAAAUAGAAACAAAAGAAUAUUGAAUUCAGCUUAGAAUAUGUAAGGCAAAUAUCUGAAAUGCAAAAUUUACUCAACUAAGAAAAAUUAGAGUUUUAGUUGAGUUUGCAGGCUAGAUAAAAUCAUAUUUAAAUGUGGGAAGAAGAUUUAAAACUUAGGCAAGAAGCUUUAGAUAGGUAGUUGGAUGAAAAAAAUGCUUUAGAUAAAAAAAUUCAAAUAAAGAAAGCGAUUUUGAAAGACGAAAAUGAGAUUUUAAAGUUCAUCGAGGCUCAAAAAAAGCUAGAGAAAUUAUAAAGCGAAUUCGAUUAAAGUUAGAUUUUCCAUAAUCAAUAAAUAUCUUCUCUUUAAAAGGAGAAACUUGAGCUACAGCAGCAUUUUUAGCAUAAUAGCUAGCAGCAUGAAGCACAGUUAAAAGAAAUUAAAGAAAAAUAUAGACAGCUAGUUUUAAAAUCAAAAUAGCAGAAAUUAGCUUUUUAGAAAGCUUUUAAGCAAAUAGAUUUAAAAGGCAAGCUUAAUGAAAUGAGAGAGGAAAUACAUUCGAUGAUAGAGCAGGAGAAGGAAGAGAGCAUUCAAAAUUUUAAUGAUUUAGCAUAGAAGCUGCUCAAAGAGAAAUCUUUAAAUAACUAAUUUUAAAAGGAAAUAAGAAAGCUCAGAAGUGACAAUCAAGAAAAAGAUAUCAAAAUUUAAAGCAUAAACGAGCACACUUCAACUGUUGAAAGAAACCAAAAGGAAUUUUAUGAGAAACAAUUAAAGCAGUUACAAGAUAAAAUCAAUUCAUAAACUAAAAAAUAUCAAGAUGAGCAGAGCAAAUCAAAGUAGGAAUAAACUGAAUUAGCCAAUAAGGUGAAAGAGCUUUAAAAGCAAAUUGAUUAGCAAGUCGCUGAAAUUGAGUUGUUUAAAUCUGAAAUAGAAGAAAAAGACCUUUUGAUGAAGACCUAAGAGGACACAAUUGAGAGCAGAAAUAAAGAAAUAGAAAUCAAAGGCAAGGACCUAAAAACAAUUCAAAAAAAGCUUUAACAAAAGGAAUAGGAGAAUAAUUCGUUGAAUUAAUAAAUUAAAGAAGCAUAAAAUUCUCUAUAGUAAAAAUAAGAAGAAACAUAAAAGAAUAUUGAAAAUUUAUAAUAAACUAUCAUUAAAGAAAAGAAGUCCUUUUAAAUAGAAAAGGAAAAAUUAAGUUAAUAGCUUCAGGAACAGCUAAAUAAUGUAGAAAAUAAAACCUUGACAAUUUAGAAAUUGAAUCAAACAGUGACAGAGCUAUAAAACAAGCUUAAAUAGAUUCAAUUAGAGUCAAAUAACUAAAGUGGUAAUUAGAUCAAAUAAAUUAGACAGGAAUACGAAUAAAAAAUAGAAAAGAUACAAAAAGAAUAGCAAGAAUAAAUUAAUCUUAUUAAAUAAGAGAAUCUGAAAGCUAUAUCUCUUUUAACCUAAAAAGACUAAAAAAUAGAAUCACUGCAAAAGCAAUUUAAUCUAUAACAAUAAAAGUUAGCAGAGCAAAUUAAGAAAUAGAAUGAAAACUAAUAACUCAUUCAAUCUCUAUAAUAAAAUCUAAAAAAUUAAAAUAAAUUUAAUAACCAAAUUGUAAAUGAAUAACAAGAUUUAUAAGAAACAAAUAAUUAAUAAUUAGAAGACGAAUAUUUUUUAUCAACCCAACAAAAACAAUCUCAAGAUGUUUUGAAAAUAUCGAAAGAAAAUUAGUUCCUCGACCAAAAUCAAGAUUCUCAUUUUAUUAUUUAAUAAAAUAACGAGGAUAUUUAAAAUGAAGAAGUGAAUCAUUAAUUUGAAUAGGAAGAAAUAUUUUAAAAUCUCUCAUCAAAUAUUUAAAAUAAUUAAGAGGAGAGAGAUAAAUGUGCUAAUAAUAAUAAUAAUUUAGGCUUAGAAGAUUUGGAGAUAGAGGAAAAUGUUUGGGGAAACCAAAACAAUAGUCAAAUAAAAUAAGAGGAAGAAGAACAUGAUGAAAAAAUCAAUUAAUUGAAUUAAGAUAAUUUUAUAUAAGCUAAACAUGAAAGAUCUGAAUUUUAAAAAGAAGAAAAUGAAAUUUAAAAUAAGGAUUAAGAAAAAAAAUAUGAAACAUUGUUCGAAUAAAAUAACUUUGUUGAAUAAAGCAAUAAUUAGUAACAAUAUUAAGAUUUAUUUUAUAAUACAGUUAAAUAAGAGGAAAUAUCUCCUAUUAAAAUGUAGUAGCAAAAUAAUUUUGAUGCUGUUUUUGGUAAUUAAAAGCAAUAAGAAAAUAUAUUCAGUAAUUUUUAACAAAAUUAAAAUGGUUCUUUAAAUAAAGAUUAAAAUGCUAAUUAAUAAUUGGUUUCAAAUAUAGAUUAAAUAUAAUAAUAAUAACAUUAACAAAAUGAGGAUAUUGCAAUUAAUCAUUCUUAAAUAGAAGAGUUAAGUUAAAUAAAAGUUUAAAAUGAUUAAAAUAAUUAACAAACUAGCUCUUCAUAAAAUGAAUUAUAACAAAAUAAUCCUGGCUUGAGUGAAUCUUCUCUUAAAGAUUAAACUAUUUAAUAAAAUGAAGAAUUUUAGGUAUAAAAAUAACAACAUGAUGAAAAUAAGUUAGAUGCAUUGGAUCUAUUAAUGAAUAAUAACACACAAACUAACUAGCCAAGUAAGAAGAAGAAGAAAAAGAAAAAAGGAAAAACUAAUAGUAAUGCACCAGUCAAUUUGUUUGAAGAAAGCACUCCAUAGAAUGAGUUUAUAAAUGAAAGUAGUUAAAAUGAAUUGAAAAUUUUAGAUUCCAGCAUGCAAAGCAAUAAAUCAAACAAAGAUCAAAAAUAAUUAGAAAAAUAAUAAGAUGAAUAAAGUUAAAAUAAUAAAUAGGCAUAAAAGGACAACUUUUAUAAUUAAUUCGAAGUUAAAAAUGAAAAUUGGGAAAACCAAUUCUUCAAUACUGCAAAAUAAAAUAUUUAAGAUGCCUUUAAAGACAUUAGUAAAAAUUAAUAAUAAAACAAUGCAAGCAAAAAUCAAAAUCAAUAAAUUUCUUUUGAUUCGAAAGCAGAUUAGAGCUUUGAUAAAGUGCUAAAUAAUUCUAUUGAUAAAAAUAAUCUUUAAAAGAAAAAUUUAAAUGAAAGAGAACAAACUCAAAUCAGAAAUAAUUAAGAAGAUUUAUUUUCAAAUAUCUAGGAAAACAAGUAAAAACUUACUUUUUAAAACAUUGAAGAGUUAAAUGUUGAAGAAGAUGCAUGGGGAAUUUAAGUUGAAAGUCCUAAAGAAAUAGAAUAAUAAGGAAAAUAAAAUGAAGUACCUAAAGAAUCCAUAUAAAGAGAUAAUGAGCACGCAGAAAUAAAAAAUGAUACAUUUUAAAGCAAGUUAGAAUCUCAAUCAUUUUUUUAAGUAGAGUAAAAUAACAAUGUGCAGAAAAUAUUUGAAAUUCAAAAUGAUUUUUUUAGCUAAAUAAAUCAAUAAAAUUAGCAAGAUAAGCAAUAAAAAGAUGAAAAAUAAGAAAGUAAAAUAAAUAAAAAUGAAACUUAAAAUGUUUAAAUUUUAAUCAGUGAUGUUGAUUUAGAUGAUAAUUGGGGAACAAGCUAGCCAUAGAAUGAUAGCAACGAUAAUAAUCUAAAGACUUAAGCUAUAAUUGAAAGCAAAUUAAACAAUUCAGAUCUUAAAAGUAGCAAACAUAAAGAGGAAUUAGACUAAAGUUCAAAGUAAGAUGAAUUUUCUUUGAAAGAAUAAAAAAAUGCUUAGUAAAUAUAAGAACAUAAAUUAGACAUAUUAGACUUACUAAUGAGCAAUAACAAUCAAUAGACAGGCUAAACAGUCAAAAAGAAGAAGAAAAGCAAAAAAGCAAAAAAUGUUAAUAAUCAAUCACUUAACUUGUUCGAGGAGAAUACUCCUUAAAGCACUCAGCAAAAUGAAACAAGUCAAAAUGAUAUUAAAAAUUUAGACAACAGCAUUCAAAGUAUAAAAUAAAAUAAAGAAUAGAAGAAAUAAGCAUCAAGUGAAAAUAUUGAAAAUAAUUCAGACCUUAAUUAAUAAUUAAAUACUUCUACUCAAAAAGGCAGUUUAGAGAAAUUAAAUGAAGAUAAAUAAGACAAUUGUUAGAAAGAAUAAAUUGCUUUUGAACAAUCAGAAAAUAAAAUAAUUGAUAUUAAUAAGAAUGAUUAAUCAGAGAUCCAGACUGAUAAUAAAGAGGAACUUUAAUAAGAAAAUUAAAGAAUUCAUUAAAUUGAAGAAGAAAAUGUUCAUUAAGAAAGUUAAGCUGAAAAUAUUCAAGAAAUAAAAUUUGACAAUAUAGAAGUUAAUUAAACUGAAAAUGAACAAAAAUAAUUAGAAUUAAUUGAAGAAAUUCAAAUUGAUAUAGAAAUAAACUAGCAACAAUAAAGAUAAGAAGAAAUGCAAAUAAAAGAUUUAAAAUAAGAAAAUAAUUAGAUAGUUUCAGAAGAAAACUAAAUAAAUGUAAAUUAAGAAAUUGACACUUAAGUAGAAUAAGCUAUUAACUAAGAAAAUGAUGAUAUCAACUAAAAUAGUAAUAAUUAAAUUCAAUUUACUUAUUAAGAAUAAGAUAAUAAAGAAUAAAACAAUCAAGAAAUUAAUGAAGCUAACUAACAACAAGAUACUGAAGAAGGAAAUAUUGAAUAAACAGCUUUGAUCAAUUAAGGGCUUGCUGAAAAUAUUGAAGAUUAAUCUUAAGAAUAAAAAUAGGAAGAAUUUAAAUUAAGUCAAGAUGAUGUUUAAGGACAAGAAGAUUUAGGUGAAAAUCUCUAAGAUAAUUAAAAAGUUUAGGAAUUUAAAUAAUCUGAAGAUGAUGAGACUGAUGAUAAAAAGGAUUAGGAAAUAUAAUAAAAAAGUAAUGAAAAUAUUGAAAUCAUAUAAGAUAACUUAGAAGAUUAAUAAGAAGUGAAUUAAAUAAAUUAAGAAGAAGAAUUAGAUGUGAAGUAAAAUUAAAGUAAUUUAGAUUAAGAAUUAAAUGAAAGAGAAAUUUAAAAUAGCGAGGUAUAAAACCAUCAAGAUGUUUAAGAGAAUUAAAUAAAUUAAAUUGAGAAGAAGAAUUCUAAUGAAUAAUUAGAAAAUUAAUCUGAACUUUAAGCUGCCUAAGGAAACAAGCACUAAGAAUUUAGUGAUGAAUAAAAUGAUAAUUAAGAUUAAAUUAAUGAUGAUCAAAUAUUAUAAUAAGAAUAAGAUGAAAAAAUAGAUUUAAGUCAAGCUAAUAAUAAUGACAUUUAAGUUGAUUUAAACAAUUAAAUUGAAGACUAAAAAAGAAACUCAUUAAAAGAAAAUUUAGUUGAAGAUAAAUAAGAAGAAAUUUUAUUUGAAGAUAAAUAAGAAGAAAAUUUAGUUGAAGAUAAAGAAGAAGAAAAUUUAGUUCAAGAUAAAGAAGAAGAAAAUGUAGAGAUUAUUUAAUAAGAAAACGAAAACAAUUAAAAUAUAGAGUAGCAAUAAGAUUAAAAUGUAAAUCAAUUUGAAAAUAAUUAAGAACAAAACACAUUUGAAGAUCAAAAUGAAUAAUAGCAAUUUAAGUAAGAAUAAGAGGUAUUAGAUAACUCAGAAUAAAUUAAAAAUGAAAUAUAAUAGUAAUAGUAAUAAUAAACUGAAAGUAUAGAUUCAAAUUAAGAUAAUUAAUAAUUAUAAAUUAAAUCUGAAGAGCAAAAAGAACUUGAAUAUGAGUUGUAAAAUGAAGAUGAUUAAAAGAUAGAAGAGUAAUAAAAUAAUCAAUAGGUAGAUAAAGCUUAAUCUUAACAAAUAUAACAUGAAGAAUAAAAUAUGAAUGCUUAGUUAGAAUAACUUGAAGAAAAUCCUGUUGAAUUAUAAACAAAUUAACUAGAGUCAAAUGGUUAAAAUGAAGAAAAUAUUGAUCAUUAUAAUUUAGAAACCGAAAAUUUAGAUAAUUAAAAAGAAAAAGAAUUGCAUGAAGAAUAAACUUAAGAAGAGAAGCCAAUAGAAAAUUAAUAAAACGAAGAUGAAAACCAGUAAUUAAAUUAAAAAGAGAAUAAUAUAUAGAAAGAAGAUAUUGAAAUUACUUCUCAAACCAAAGAAGAAAAACCUAAGGAGUUAGAUGAAGAUGAUUUACUUAAUGAAGAUGCAGGUUGGGGUAACUAAAAUGAUGAUUCUUUAAUUUAAGAAGAUCAAAAUUGGAAAGUGGAGGAAAACGAACCUCAAAUUGAAAAGGACAUUUAAGUAAAUGAUAUCUUUGAAAAUUUAACAGAAUAAAAGGAUUAAAAAUUAAAUGAUUCAAAUUAAGAUGAAAUAAAUUGUGAUUAACAUUCUAAUAACUAGGAACAGUAAUAAAUUUCUGAAAACCCUUAAAAAGAAUGUUCAAAUAAUAAUUUAUAAGAGGAAAAAGAGGAUAAAAUAACUAAUGUAAAUGAAGAGAAAGAUUAAUAAGCCUUUGCCUAAAAUGGUUCUCAGUAAAAUAAGAAUUAAAACGAUGAUAUUUUGAUUGAUGAAAAUGAUUUGGAUGAUGCUUGGGGAGGAAAUUAAGAUAUUUUAGAAAAUGACAACAACUAAAAUUUAAGUGAAUAAAAGAAUAUUUUCACAAAUAAUAAUUAAUAAAAUACAGCUGAAACCAAAGAAUCAAAUAUUUUGAAUGGAGGAUAAGCUGAUAAGUCUAAAAAUGAUUUAAAAUCAGAUAUUUUAGACUUGUUAAUGAGUGGUAACUAGCAAACAUCGUAACUAACUAAAAAGAAAAAGAAAACUAAAAAAACAAACAGCAACUCAUAGGCACAAAUUAAUUUAUUUGAAGGAAGCACACCUUAGAGCUCAUAGAAUAAUGAGAGUAGCUAAAGCGAACUUAAGAAUGUAGACAUCAGCAUUCAUAGCCUAAAUAUAAAUCCAGGUUAAAAGAAAUAAGAUUUUGAAGAAUCUCUUUAAAGUUUAGAAAACCAAGAAAAAGGCAACUUGAGUGCAACUUGGUCUUUUGAUUAGUAAUAGAAUGAUAGCAUGGUAUAAGCAAAGAAAAAAGUUAAGAAGAAAAAAACUGUAGUUGACUUAAAUGUUAAACAGGUCACCCAAUUCAUAGUAAAAGCAGAGCCUAAAAAUCCUUUCUUAGAUUAGCCUAAAGAUAAAGACAAAGAGGAUGAUCCAGAUUUCUUUGCAAAUUUCUGA
This is a messenger RNA of Tetrahymena thermophila SB210, 7722 nucleotides long. RefSeq lists its product as hypothetical. The transcript is spliced from 6 exons. The record is from RefSeq and is a predicted model, not a curated record. NCBI's taxonomy places the organism in Eukaryota, Ciliophora, Oligohymenophorea, Hymenostomatida, Tetrahymenidae.